Molecule: messenger RNA, 845 nt
Organism: Neurospora tetrasperma FGSC 2508
Lineage: Eukaryota; Fungi; Ascomycota; Sordariomycetes; Sordariales; Sordariaceae
Exons: 1
Source: RefSeq, a predicted model, not a curated record
UUUUCCAUUUGGUCUCGGCAAGUUUUGUUUUAUCACAAGGACACGGUCGAACUUCUCUCUCGGUGUUCCGGUUCUUGUUGCAUGAGUGUGCUCUGCCUCGAUCAGACCACGCAUCGAAGCUGCAUUGCGUCUUUGGUUCUGCAUAAGAUAAGGCUUGGAAAACCUCGAUACCAACUGUGGCCAUACUUGGAAGCAUUGCAUCAACAGGGCACAGAUCGGAGUCCGGUACGGCGUGAUCGGAAUAGCUGCCACAUUUCAUUUACAGAAGAACAUGCCACAGCUCCUUUACAGAACUUAUAAGUAGUCGGACGGUCCUUUAACCUCGUUAACUUUUUCGGUUUCUUGAAAAGGCAUUGAGUUGCAAAAACGCGAACAACGCCUGGACAACCCAUCGUUCGUUGACUCCCACCACAGCCAGUCCCCACAUCAGCGCCAACUGCCGCUCAUCAUCCAGCAGUACUCGACACAAGCAUCACGCCCCGGAUACAUCAACGCACAUACGUACGGUCCCACACUCUCGGGACCUCGUUGCCCGACAUACCCUCCGGCCAUCAACUCUUUAGUCCACCGGGCCAGCAAGGCUUAGGACCCGAAUCCUAUUCGACCAUGAACCCCAACGGACCAGCCGACGUUUACUACGGACAAAUGUCCCAGGGCAGUUCGAUGCCCGUAACGACGGUACCUUCCCACUCCCAUUACGCUUCUCAGCAGCCUCCGCCACUGUUGCAACCUGGUUCAACCUAUGCUCACCAGUAUGGUAACCCCCAAUACGGAUAUGCCAACGCUCUUAGCUCGCCGGCUUCGAUCCCGCCGUCUCUCCCCCCGUCCAUGAACUCGAUGGCCGG